CGAUCUUCUCGUUUGGAUUUGUUUGAGAAUUCGACGCAGUUCGUGAAUCGUAGAGCAGUGUAUGUAACUGAAAACAACGCGUCUGACUCUGAAUGUUAAACCUUUAAGAACACGCAGCUGUUUGUGAGUCUUCGAAGUGGAGAUAUGGCUACACUGAAUGAUAUAGCAGUUGGAGCAGCUAUAAAUAUUCUUAGUGCAUUUGCAUUUUUUAUUGCAUUUGCCAUACUCCGGAUUCAGCCGGUCAACGACAGGGUCUAUUUUCCGAAAUGGUAUCUUAAAGGCUUAAGGUUCAGCCCAUUGCGCGGAGGCGCAUUCAUAAACAAGUUUGUCAAUUUGGACUUCAGGUCCUACGUCAGGUUUCUCAACUGGAUGCCCGCCGCACUACAAAUGCCGGAACCCGAGCUCAUCGAUCAUGCAGGACUAGACUCUGCUGUUUACUUGAGAAUUUACCUUACUGGGCUUAAGAUUUUUACUCCGAUCGCAUUCCUUUCUUUUGCAAUCAUGGCUCCAGUCAAUUGGACCAAUGACACCUUGAAGGGUUCAAAUUUAACAUAUAGCGAUGUAGAUAAGCUGUCUAUUUCUAACAUUCCUAUUGGAUCACGGAGAUUCUGGACACACUUGGUCAUGGCUUAUGCUUUUACCUUUUGGACAUGCUACAUACUCAAAAAGGAAUACGAGAAAGUUGCAUCGAUGAGGUUGCAUUUCCUUGCCUCGGAACAUCGGCAACCUGAUCAGUUCACUGUACUUGUCAGAAAUGUUCCGCCAGAUCCUGAUGAAUCUGUUAGCGAGAACGUGGAACACUUUUUUUUGGUCAACCAUCCUGAUCACUACCUUACUCAUCAGGUCGUUUACAAUGCGAACAAACUUUCCCAUUUAGUCAAUGAGAAGAAAAAGACGCAGAAUUGGCUUGAUUUUUAUCAACUUAGAUUCUCCAGAAAUGAAUCUAAAAGGUCAAUGGUAAAGACAGGUUUCCUUGGUCUAUUUGGAAACAGGAUGGACGCCAUCGAUUUCUAUACAUCAGAAAUUGAGAGACUGUCAAAAGAAAUAUCCUUUGAGAGAGACCGGAUAUCGAAGAAUCCUAAAUCCGUCGUGCCAGCGGCAUUUGUGUCUUUCAAGACUCGAUGGGGUGCUGCUGUUUGUGCACAAACUCAACAAAUGAGAAAUCCAACUAUAUGGUUGACUGAAAGGGCUCCAGAACCCCGUGAUAUAUAUUGGGAUAAUCUAUCAAUCCCGUAUGUUUCGCUGGCAAUAAGAAGGCUCAUUAGUGGUGUCGCCUUCUUCUUCCUUACCUUCUUCUUCAUGAUUCCAAUUGCAUUUGUACAGUCCCUCGCAAAUAUAGAGGGCAUUGAGAAAGCAGUCCCCUUCCUGAAGCCCAUUAUUGAAUUGAAUUUUAUGAAGUAUGUUAUACAAGGGUUCCUUCCGGGAAUUGCAUUGAAGAUUUUUCUUAUUUUUCUACCUUCGAUAUUGAUGCUAAUGUCCAAAUUUGAAGGAUUUAACAGCAUUUCAGCUCUUGAGAGAAGAUCUGCUACUAGAUAUUACAUUUUCCAAUUUAUUAAUGUAUUUCUCGGGAGCAUAAUUACCGGAACUGCAUUUCAACAACUGGAUACUUUUAUACACCAAUCUGCAAAUAAAAUCCCAGAAACGAUUGGCGUCUCUAUUCCUAUGAAGGCAACUUUCUUUAUAACCUAUACAAUGGUUGAUGGAUGGGCUGGCGUUGCUGGGGAGAUUCUAAGAUUGAAACCGCUAAUAAUUUAUCACUUUAAGAAUUUCUUCUUGGUGAAGACCGAAAAGGACAGAGAAGAGGCAAUGGAUCCAGGAAGCCUUGGUUUCAACACUGGAGAACCUCAAAUCCAACUUUAUUUCUUGCUUGGCCUCGUUUACGCAGUGGUGACUCCGGUCCUACUUCCUUUCAUUAUAGUGUUCUUUGCUCUGGCAUAUGUUGUGUAUCGUCAUCAGAUUAUAAAUGUCUACAAUCAAGAGUAUGAGAGUGCUGCGGCGUUCUGGCCUGAUGUCCACAGGCGCAUAAUAACCGCCCUUGUUGUUUCACAGCUGCUACUCAUGGGGUUGUUAAGUACAAAAGAAGCAACUCAAUCAACUCCAUUGCUCAUAACGCUCCCAGUCUUGACCAUAUGGUUCCAUUUUUUCUGCAAAGGCCGUUAUGAACCCGCUUUCGUGACCUAUCCCUUGCAGGAAGCAAUGAUGAAAGACACACUGGAACGCGCAAGAGAACCGAAUCUGAACCUGAAAGGUUUCCUCCAAAACGCCUACGUCCACCCAGUUUUCAAGGGUGAGGACGACAGCGACAGCGAUGCGGCUACAGAAGACUUGAAGGAGGAGCCUGCGAUCGUGCCAACGAAACGUCAAUCUCGAAGAAACACACCAUUACCUAGCAAGCAGAGCGGGCCAUUAAACCCCUUAUUGCCUGAAGUUGAUCAUGAUUAUUAAACAUGCAUCUUCUUCAUCAUCAUUUCUGUACAUUUUCUAUUUCUGGGGUUAAAACUCUUGUUCAGGUGAGAUUGUAAAUUUACAGAAAACGGUAAGCGAGGAUAGUUAUUUCACUUUGUAGUGGAAAAAUAUAGAGCGCAGAGUUUUUUAUAGCAACGCAACACAGAGAGAGAGCAUGGCUUGUAAGAGAGGCUCUUUGGUCACUGUUUAGUAGCUUUUUCCCUGAAACUGACAGUUUUCCAAUUCCAUAUCCCAAAUUUUAAUUUAUUUUCAAAACUAUGAACCAAAAAAUCGAAAA
Molecule: messenger RNA, 2743 nt
Organism: Morus notabilis
Lineage: Eukaryota; Viridiplantae; Streptophyta; Magnoliopsida; Rosales; Moraceae
Product: CSC1-like protein At3g21620
Exons: 12
Coding region: 145-2445 (766 amino acids)
Cellular component (GO): plasma membrane
Molecular function (GO): calcium-activated cation channel activity
Source: RefSeq, a predicted model, not a curated record